AUUAACUGAGUGUAUCCAUCGUUUUGAACACCAUUUCCCAUAAACAUCCAUUCCGACCGAAUCCACCAAUUAUUUCAUUUUUCAACUUUGCAAUUACUUAAAUUAUUUUGUUUAAAUUAUUUUAAUAAAAUUAUUUUGUUUAAAUUAUUUUGUUUAAAUUAUUUUAAUGAAAUUAUUUUAAUGAAAUUAUUUUAAUGAAAUUAUUUUAAUGAAAUUACUUUGUUUAAAUUACUUUGUUUAAAUUAUUUAAGAAAAUUAUUUUAAUGAAAUUAUUUUAAUGAAAUUACUUUGUUUAAAUUACUUUGUUUAAAUUACUUUGUUUAAAUUAUUUAAGAAAAUUAUUUUAUUAAAAUUAUUUUAAUGAAAUUUGGUUGUGAUUUACGAUGGUUUCAGCGUUGACUGGGACGCUGUUGAAAUGUGAUCCGCCUACGAUGGAAAUAGUUAAGCAAAUAAAUGAAAGUAAACAUUUUAUUAUUGAGCAAAUUGACGAAGGCGUAGCACUUUGCAAAGACUCCGUCACACAAUUUCUCAAGGAAGAAGUUACCAGACGACUUGAAAUCGCAGAAUGCUACAUCCCACCAAAUGAACAGAAAUGA
Theileria parva strain Muguga is the source of this 596-nucleotide messenger RNA. RefSeq names its product Transcription factor TFIIH complex subunit Tfb5 family protein. Gene Ontology annotation, biological process: transcription initiation at RNA polymerase II promoter; nucleotide-excision repair. The transcript has 3 exons. NCBI's taxonomy places the organism in Eukaryota, Apicomplexa, Aconoidasida, Piroplasmida, Theileriidae. Gene Ontology annotation, cellular component: transcription factor TFIIH core complex. The record is from RefSeq and is a predicted model, not a curated record. Bases 384 to 596 code for a protein of 70 amino acids.